Molecule: messenger RNA, 1476 nt
Organism: Symbiodinium sp. CCMP2592
Lineage: Eukaryota; Dinophyceae; Suessiales; Symbiodiniaceae
Source: the annotation of a GenBank genome assembly
AUGGCGAAUGGCUACGCCUCCAAGGACUCGCCCCUACCCGAGGCCAAGAUGCGGUUUUCAGAGCUGCGCCUGGCAGAGGAGGGCAAGCGGGCAAUGCGGGAGGCCUUCCAGUAUGAGUUCCUGACGGAGAUCCAGCAGAAGACCUUCGAAUCCAUCCGCAGUGGUGCCGAGGUCGUGGCGAGGGCGAAAACAGGUUCCGGAAAAACACUGAGCUUCCUACUCCCUUGCUUGGACAGGCUGCACGAAGAGCGGGCAGCUCCAGGCGAGAUUGCUGUUCUGGUUCUCACGCCGGUGCGUGAACUGUCCAUGCAGGUUGCGGCCGAAGCGGAGAAGCUGGCAAAGUACUACAGCAGCAGUAGUAUGGUUUGCAUGACCGGCGGUGUACCGUGGGAGGAGGAUUUGGAAGCUUUGAAUGCAGCAUCGGGCGCAGUGACCCUGGUGGCCACUCCAGGCCGGCUGCAGAGCCAUGCGACGAAAACCGAUGGCUUUGCCGAUCGGCUAGGCAAGGUGCAGAUCCUGGUGUUGGACGAAGUGGAUCAGCUGGCAAGCGAUGUAUUUCGGCAAGCGACGCUGGACAUCGUGAAAGUGCUGCCUCCGGCAAGCCAGCGCCAAAGCCUGUUCUACUCCGCCACAAUCGGCGACGCUGUUACGAAGUUGGUCAGCCAAAUUGGCAAACCGGAGCAUAUUUACGUGGAUGUCAUACGAUCUGAUGAUGUGCUGGUGCCCGAGCACAUCCGCCAGACGUAUGCCGUCUUGCCGACGGAGCGCAUGACGGAAUGCCUGUGGGCAUCCCUCACCAUUGCAGCCGCAGAGGAGGAAGCGAAAGUCGUCGUGAUCUUCAUGACGGGCCGUAUAGCUGCCUACUACGCCGAAGCUUUUCGGAAGUCAGGCACCGAUCUGCCCGUCUUCGAGAUCCAUGCGCGAAGAAGCCAGAAGCAGAGGACAGAUGAGUCAGAGCGUUAUCGCGCAGCAACCCGUGGGGUGCUUUUCACAAGCGACGUGUCCUCUCGCGGUUUGGACUAUCCAGGGGUCACGCACGUGAUUCAGAUGGGGGCAGCCCACUCUAAAGCAGAAUAUGUUCACCGCCUUGGGCGCACCGGGCGCGCCGGCCGCGAGGGUCAGGGGUUGCUCCUACUGCACGAGUUCGAGCAAGGCUUCCUGGCAGAGGUUUCAGACCUCGGGAUUGCCGAGGUGCCCCCACCAACCGCCGUGGGGGAAAUGCCAGACUUCAUCGGCAUGCCUAUCGCCAAGAACGUCAAGGCCCAGGCCUACUACUCGCGGAUCAACCACGUGAUGCGCAACUCGAGCCUUGGCAAGCUGGAAAUCAUGCGCGAGGCCAAGAGAUUUGCAGCAUCGGUCGGGGCACUCGAUGAGGAGGGCCGCCCGCCGGAAAUCACACGCGAGAAUGCCGAGAAGAUGGGCGUAGCCGACAUCGAGGACCCCUGCGUCUACAUCGUUCCAUCGCCGACGAAGUAG